Molecule: messenger RNA, 1146 nt
Organism: Solanum dulcamara
Lineage: Eukaryota; Viridiplantae; Streptophyta; Magnoliopsida; Solanales; Solanaceae
Product: extensin-like
Exons: 1
Coding region: 1-1146 (381 amino acids)
Source: RefSeq, a predicted model, not a curated record
AUGGCUUCUUUUUUGCCACAUCUUGUAUGGUUUGUGGCUAUACUUUUGAUAUCUAAGAGUGUAGAAGCAAGUCAUAAAUCUUAUUCAUGGAGAAAAUAUUAUACUUACAAGUCAGCACCAACGUCUAUGCCUAAGCCCGACGAGUUACCACGUCAACCAUCUCCAUCACCACAACCAUCAUCCUCGGAUUAUUACAUUUCUAGUCCACCAUCACCUUUAGGGUGGUUCUCUCCUCAACUCUCCCCGGUGCCUUCGCCUACUUACAACAAGUUUCCAAGUUCACCAACUUCAUCAUCACUAUCGCCGUCUCCAAAUGAUUUUAAUUCCCCUCCCUCACCUUCAAGAUGGGCUCCAUCACCAUAUUAUUAUUCAUGGGAACCAUCUCCUAGUUAUACGACAUCUCCUCAAUCAUCGCAUGUACCUGCACCUUCUUAUCCUAACCAGUCCCCACCAUCACCUAUAGAAUGGUUCUCUCCUCGACCUUCCCCAGCGCCUUCAUCUAACUACCACGACAAGAACGAUCCAAGUUCACCAACUACAUCGCCACUAUCACCAUCUCCAUAUGAUAACAGUUCACCGCCCUCACCUUCUGAAUGGGCACCAUCACCAUAUCCUAGUGAUAAAAUCUCUCCUCAGUCAUCGGUUGUACCUGUACCUGCACCUUUGUAUUCUGAUAAGUCUUCACAACAACCCUCUCCAUCACCACUUCCAAAUUACUAUUAUAAUUCACCGCCUCCUCCAUACGUUUACAACUCUCCACCACCUCCACCUUAUUACUACAAGUCCCCACCACCGCCAUCACCAUCUCCUCCUCCACCAUACUACUAUAAAUCUCCACCUCCUCCAUCACCAUCACCUCCUCCUCCUUACUACUAUAAAUCUCCACCUCCUCCAUCACCAUCACCCCCUCCUCCUUACUACUAUAAAUCUCCUCCCCCACCAUCACCUUCUCCUCCUCCUCCAUACAUUUACAAGUCACCACCACCACCAUCUUCACCUCCACCUCCUCCAUAUUACUACAAUUCACCACCCCCACCAUCACCAUCCCCUCCUCCUCCAUAUUACUACAUGUCACCACCCCUACCAUCUCCUUCGCCUCCACCAGCUUACUACUACAACUACCUGUUGCCACCUCUAUCUUACUAA